AUGAGCGGCCGUGCGUCGAUCACGCAGCUCGCGCUCCCGACCGGGAUCAAGAAGCUGACGAACAUCGCGGUGGUGCGGCUGAAGAAGCACGGCGUCCGGUUCGAGAUCGCGUGCUACAAGAACACCGUCGCGGCGUGGAGGGACAAGUUCGAGAAGGACAUGGACGACGUCGUGCAGACGACGCAGAUCUACAACAACGUCAGCAAGGGCGUCCUCGCGAAGGAGGAGGACUUGAUGCGAGCGUUCGGGACCACGGACGAGAAGACGAUAUGCCGCGUCAUCCUCGACGUCGGCGAGAUGCAAGUCUCGGACAAGGAGCGGAAGCUCAACUUCGACACGCUCUUCCGCGACGUCGUCAACGUUCUCGUGGACAAGUGCGUGAACCCGGAGACGAACCGGCCGUACCCUCCCGGGAUGAUCGAGCGCGCGCUGCGCGACGUUCACUUCUCCGUGGACCCGAUGAAGAGCGCGAAGCAGCAAGCGCUCGCGGCGCUGCCGAAGCUCGGCGCCGUGUUCCCCAUCAAACGCGCGGCGAUGCGGUUCAGGCGCGUUCGUAUUUACACUGGUCCCCAUACGACCCCGUUCGCGUGGUGA
Micromonas pusilla CCMP1545 is the source of this 594-nucleotide messenger RNA. RefSeq lists its product as uncharacterized. The transcript has a single exon. The record is from RefSeq and is a predicted model, not a curated record. Gene Ontology annotation, biological process: ribosome biogenesis; cytosolic ribosome assembly. Bases 1 to 594 code for a protein of 197 amino acids. Lineage: Eukaryota; Viridiplantae; Chlorophyta; Mamiellophyceae; Mamiellales; Mamiellaceae.